Molecule: messenger RNA, 3772 nt
Organism: Pseudomyrmex gracilis
Lineage: Eukaryota; Metazoa; Arthropoda; Insecta; Hymenoptera; Formicidae
Exons: 8
Coding region: 133-3627 (1164 amino acids)
Source: RefSeq, a predicted model, not a curated record
AUUGCUUUUGGCGGUUGUUGUCGCUGUGUUGUUUUGUGUUGUCCUGCAUGUUAUCUCUCCUGUUUGAUCCUGUGUGCAAAGAGCGUAUAUGUGUUUAUGUGCAAUACUGUUUUUUACACGUGAAUAUAAAAAAUGAGGAAGAGUACGUCUGGAUCGUCGAUAUUAAAGCCACAAAAACCACGACAGCCGUUGCAAGUUGUGAAUUUUGAUUCUUCACCUGAUGAAAACAAUCCACCAACAAAACUUAAGAGACGCGUUAGCUUCGCAGAGAAGAAACAUGUCAAAGAGUUUUGUCACACCACUGAACAAGGAACUGUGUGGGACAGCACGUAUGAAGAGCAUGACUGUAGUUCUAAAGGAUCUUUGGAUCAGAAUUUUGCGGAAGAAUCGAUCAAGAAAUUGGAAUAUAUUUCUACAUCUACAAAAAAUAUUGCUGUUGAAAGUAAUGUAAAUUGCUCAAAUAAUUCCUGUUUAGAAAAUAAUGGACCGAGCGAGCCCGUCAUGAGAACGAACGAGGAAAAUGAUAUGACCAUUGAUAUGGACUGUACCAGUCCGGUCAUUCGUACAAAACUUCUCGAUAAUUGUUCUCAGAUUGAAAAUAUUCCACUUCUUGCAUCUAGUACUCUAUCUAAUGACAAUGAAGCGCAUAACGUUACAGAUGAGAUGUCUCAACAGGAAAUAUAUACAUCAUCGAGUGCGCGUGCUACAUCAGAUGUAUCUAAAAACGCAGUAUCAAGCAAUAUUUUUGUAUACAGAGACCCCGAUGAAGAGGAUUGUGUAAGUAAUCGUGCUAACAAGACGUGUCUUCAGAAUGAUUCCAUGGAGCUUACCACAGCGAUACCAGUAUCUUUAAUGGUUUUACGUACAGAAGAGCAGAAUAUUAUACAGAAUGAUGAUAAAAUGCACUCAAACGAUUCACAUACAAACUGCACUACUAAUUUCAAUAAUGUAUCGAUGGAAAUUACUCAAGCUGUACCAACAUUUAAACCAUUUAUCAACUGUGAUUCGAACAUUUUCGAACACUCGAAUAAAAAAGUUUCCGAAACUCCAAUAAAAAAAGCAAAAACCUGUGAAAGUGCAACGUACAAUGUCGGAAACAAUAAUGUCCACAAUGACGCGAUAUUUGGAACAGAAUCGCGAACAACUUACAUCAACGAUUCAAUGGUGUUAACAACCGUAAUACCUACAAACGCCGAUUUAAUUUGUACAAAUGAUCCAAAUUUAAAUAUGUCCAUGGACAUUACCACUGCUGUAUCGGGCAAGAUUCUCGGAGGAACCGCUCCGCAUCUCUGUAGUGAGAGUACGGUUGCGGGAAGAGAUCAAAUUGAGAGAACCAACUAUUUUACUGAUGUACCAAUGGAUAUGACAGAGCCUGUAAAUACGUUGUCUUCGAAUGUUUGCGACAAAGAGAAUCUGAGAUCGCACGGAGCAAUAUCUUCAAACGACAGAACCAUGUUUUUCCAUAACGUGUCCAUGGAAAUAACUAAACCUGUAUUAUCAAGAAAUUAUCAAGAAGUAAGCGCUAAUCCAAUUACUCGCAAAUUAACACGCGGAGAUAAUGUACAAGGAGAAGAAGUUGCCGGCAAUUCAACUUGCUGGAAUAAAGAUACGAGAUUCUUGAACGAACCUAUGGAACUUACCGAAGUUGUUCCGAAUGUUUUGUACAAUGAAAGAACCCUCGACGCUACUCGCGCUCCGUUAGUUUCUGAUACAAUGCAAAAAAAUACGCCGUUUCCUGCAAAACAUAUUGCGCACCCAAUCGAUUAUGUACCUCCAAACAAGGUGCUAAUUCAAAGUGCUUCGCACCACUCGACAGAUGACGCUACAUCAAACAAAUUGGAAAAUUUAAUCAUUCCCGAGAACAAGUGUCUAGUGACAAUUGAUAGGAUACAGUCUCCAGAGGCAUCGCCAACAGUUCAAAGUACAAUUCCGGAUCUCACGAAAUCGACAUGUCACAUUAAUACAGACGCAAGCCAAAUUCAGGAUGUGUCAAUGGAAAUUACUGCUCCACUUCCGGUAACUUCGCACCUUACACGAGAUGUCACGCUAAAUGAAGUAGAAGAUGAAAAUAAAAGAUUGCAACAGUCAAUGACGAAAAAUCCAGCGAGAGAGAGCGUAACGCAAGAGGAUCAAGUUUUAAUGGAAACUAUUUCACAACAAACAAAAACCACGCACAACAAAUCCUCCAACAUUUCCAUCGUCGCAUCAGACAAUUCAGAUCGCUCUGACAAAAAUUCGUGUGAAACAAACGAUGACAAUUCGGUGGAAUUUCAAUAUUUCCAAGAAAAUAACGCGCGCGAAGCUUCGAUAGCCGAUGACAAUCAGCGUUUCGUGGAUACAGCAGAUCGUGCAAAAACCAAUCUCAAGGAUAGUCUGAACGGAAGCAACGAGUGUAGUUUUCUGAGAAAAAGUCUGCCUUAUCUGGAAAAUAGCGAUCUGCAAUCAAUCAAUCCGCCAUCCUUGAUGAACAGCGAGGAAGAAACUUCUUUUCCCGACGCAUCAGUCAAUCAUCAUCGAUUUCAAGCGUCGACGAGCGACAGUCAAGUGAACAACAAGCACGAGAGUUCUGAACAAUUAGUGACGAAUGAAACAACAGUAUCCGAACAUCCGACAGAGUCGAGGAAAAGUGUGGCGAAAGAUAACGAAAGUUUUGCAGUUUUAAGAGAUAAAAAAGAAUCAGCAAAUGUCGAAAACGGUGAAACAAAAGAUCGUCACGGAAACGUCGAGGAAACAAGUAAAAUUGAAGAUAAUGAAGUUAAUAUCCGAACAAUUGCGAAGGCAAAUUUUAUCGACAGUCAGUGCGGAGAGUCGACUUUGGAUACAACGGAUGUACAGAAUAAACAAAUCUCCAUCUCGCCGAUUAAUGUAACAAAAGAUAAUGUAAAAUCGCAAGGGAGCAUGGAACACGUACAAGACCGUGUUGAAGAAAACCUUCCUGCGGAAAAAUCUGUUGUCACUCCUGCGAAAGAAAAGCCUUUGACCGAAGAAGAUCACUUUUUAUUGUUAUCUCAGAAGUUAGAAACACACGGUGAAAGAGACGAUUGCAUUUGGAACGUGUUUCGCAAAAACGUCGACAAAAAAUUUAUCGCAUUCGGUUUCAUGGCGAAUUCGUUACUGAUUGUCGCAGUUUUGUUCGGCAAUCUCACGCGUUUCGAGAACAAUCAUCCGCACAAGAGAAUCAAGAUUAUUUCUCGUCUCACAGAUAAAGCAGACGUGUUAAUAAGGAUAGUUCAUAAAUUACUUCUGCGGAAAGUAGACGUGGAAAUGCUCGAGCGUCACGAGAACAUUUUUUCGAUGCUCGACUUCAUGUCUCAGGAAGUUAAAUUGGCGAUGGAUUUCAUGUUCGACCUGAGACGUUUGAAUGACUCGAACAUGAUGGAGAUAGCUUGCGACAAAAUCUCGUUUGUGUCUCUCAGCAAACACGUGAACAUUAUAUUGAGGAUCACGAUUGAAGUUAAAGUCUUUGACGAACUCACUCCGAAUGACAUAAACGUUCAUUGCGUACUAGGUGCAGUAAGAGAAACGGAAGUCAAAAACUUGAUGAAGAAUAUAAAAAAGGACAGUAAGUUUCUAAGGAGGUACAUGAACGAUGUCCAGAAUUACAUCGACAUAAUGGAAAAUGUUUAGAAUUAAAAAAAACAAAAAAAAAAAAGGGUGAUUGAGAGAUCUGUUUUAUAUUUUUAUAUCGUGUACACACUGUAAGUUGUAGAAGUAAGUAAUAUAUUUUUAGCCACGUAUGUGAAGUAUUUUCUCUGAGAAGUUUAAUAAAAAA